This is a messenger RNA of Pristis pectinata (smalltooth sawfish), 4370 nucleotides long. It is a transcript of the gene wwc3, whose product is annotated as WWC family member 3. The coding region runs from base 160 to 3645 and encodes 1161 amino acids. The record is from RefSeq and is a predicted model, not a curated record. Gene Ontology annotation, biological process: regulation of hippo signaling; regulation of DNA-templated transcription; negative regulation of organ growth. Lineage: Eukaryota; Metazoa; Chordata; Chondrichthyes; Rhinopristiformes; Pristidae. The transcript is spliced from 23 exons. Gene Ontology annotation, cellular component: cytoplasm. Gene Ontology annotation, molecular function: molecular adaptor activity; kinase binding.
AAUAGGGAAUGAGGCAACGAUCCUGGCCCGACAGCGACCCAACAUGGAGGAGCAGGGGUAAAGAGUCAUGAAAGCGGCGUCGGGCGCCUGGCGAGCGCUGUGUGCAGCCUCGGGAGCCGGCGUUUCGGGGCAAGGUGCUUAAAAAGGGGGGGCAGCGAGAUGCCGAGGAGGAGGUCGAGCGGCGAGCUGCCCCUGCCCAACGGCUGGGAGGAAGCCCGCGAUUUCGACGGCAGGGUCUUCUACAUCGACCACAACACCCGGCAGACGAGCUGGAUCGACCCGCGGGACAGACUGACCAAGCCACUGACAUUUGCUGACUGUGUUGGUGAUGAACUGCCACUGGGCUGGGAAAUAGUUUAUGAUCCACAGGCUGGCAUCUACUACAUUGACCACAUCAACCAGGUGACGCAGAUCGAAGACCCCAGGGCGCAGUGGCGGCGAGAACAGGAGCGCAUGCUGAAGGAGUACUUGGUGGUAGCCCAGGAGGCUCUGAAUGCCAAGAAAGAGAUCUACCAGGUGAAAAAGCAGCGCCUGGAGCUUGCCCAGGAAGAGUACCAGCAACUGCAUGACCUGUGUGAGAACGACAGCAUCUCCUACGUCAGCUUGUAUUCAAGUUCAUCCUCCAACACAAAGUAUGAUCCUGACCAGAUCAAAGCAGAAAUUGCUAGUCGAAGGGAAGGGGUUUCCAGAUUGAAAAGGGAGCUGGCACAGAUGAAACAGGAGUUGCAGUGCAAGGAGAAGGGUGUGGAGACAUUACAAGAGAUUGACCGUAAAAUGUCAGAUAGUCAAACCAACUAUAAACUGGAUGAAGCCCAGGAAAUAAUGAAUGAGCUGAGAACCAUCAAGAAAUCAAUUACUUUAGGAGAAAAGGAAAGGCAGGACCUUAUUCAGAGCCUGGCCAGGCUAACAGAUGAGUUCAGGAGUAGCUGUUGCAUUGAGAACUCCCUGCAGGACCUCCAGCCGAAUGCAGGCCUCUCCUCUGACUGUUUAUCACGCCAGUUCUGCGAAGCAGGUUCACAGACUGACAUCAUCGGAGAGUUUUCAUGUGGCGGGAGAUCCAAGCUAGCUGACAAAGUUCGACUUAGCUGGCAGUAUGAAGAAGCCAAGAAGAGAGUUUCCAGUAUCCAGCUGCAGCUUGCUCAGCUGGACAACGAGACGUGGCCAGGAUGGGCCGAGGCCGAUUGGGACAGGCUCCAGCUGAUCAGAGAGAAGGAGGCCCUGCUCCAGGAGCUGCAGCUCAUCAGCCAACAGAAGCGCCUGCCUGAGGAACUAGCUCGGCUUGAGGCCGAGCGCCAGCGACUGGAGGACGACAUCCACCGUGCACAAGCCAUUCCCUGCCAGCAGUUCGCUGAAAGGAUGCUAUUGCAAGAAAAGAGAAGCUGUCUGCUGAGGCAGCUGGAGGAAGCUACACGUUUAACCACGUACUUGCACUCCCAGCUGAAGAGCUUAACUGCUAGUUCUCUCACAGUAUCAUCUGGCAGUAGCAGAGGCUCACUUGCAUCUAGCUGUGGAUCACUGGCUUCCAGCAGAGGUUCUUUAAGCUCAGUCAGCUUCACUGAUAUAUACGGGCUUCCGCAAUAUGAGACUGACACCUCACUUGAUGUGGGAUGCUAUCUGCAGUUUGAUCUACUUCCGUUCGAUACAAUAGCGAAGGAUCCUUCAUUCAUCGACCAUUUUGGACUGUCUAACUUGAGUAAACCAAGGAGAUCUCUGGAUCCCCCACAGUCCCUGGCAUCACUCUCCUCCAGGUCUUCGCUGUCUUCACUCUCCCCUCCAAGCUCCCCACUCGAUACCCCAUACCUGUCUGCUUCUCGUGAUUCUCCACUGGCCCAGAUGAAUGAGGAAUUUGAGGAGCUGGUUGGGAGAUCAGAGUCAAACAAUCUCCGAAUACAAGCCCAGGCUGUUUGCCAAGAUUUGCAGGAGGCUGCAUCUGGAAGUUCGCUGGGAGAUAUUAAGGUAUCACAAGAGCUGGGCCCCAGAAUGAGGCCACCAGUCCAGGUGGUAACUCUGCGCACCGAUAGUGCCACUAAAGCAGGCAGAAGAAUGAGAAGAGUCUCCACAGGAUUAUCUGAUGAUUCUCUUGCUACGGACAGUGGAGUCUUUGAAGCAUUAAAUAAGAGGCCUGAGGAUACAGAAGAAACCCUGUACAAUAAUAGUUCCACCACAUUCGAUUUGCCACAGAUAAAAAUGGGACUUGUGUACGAUGACCGUGAUGAAAGCUUGAUCAUUCGUGUCCUACAGAUAAGGAAUCUUGCUGCUCUACAUGUGAAAGAUGGGCACAGAGUAUACAUAAGGAUUUCGCUGCUCCCACUUGACACUGGCACAACAUUUACUUACUGCUCCAAGGCCUUGGAGUUCCAGCCACUCAUGACAUUCAAUGAAUCGUUCCAAGUAUCAAUUCCGCCCAGUAUGUUAAAGCUGAAGUCUCUGCAAUUGGAUGUAUGUGCCAUUGACCAGCAGAUACAGGAGGAGCUGUUGGGAGCCCUUCAGAUAAGUCUAGCCGACUUCGAAAGAUCGAGUGAAAUGUUGUUUCAGUGGUAUCAACUGCUCGUCUUCAGUAGUGUGGGGGCAAAACCUGAGCGGAACAGCAGCCAAUUCAGCAGCACCGGAGCUGUUGGAAAUCCAACUGACAGUCAGACUAAGGUGUCAAUGCUUUUAGCAAGAACUACAGCUCAAUUGGAGGCAGUGGAGAAGCAGUUGGCAGAGGAGAGAGUGAAGCUGGAGUGCACAGAGGAAGAAAUCCAGGAGCAAAUGAAGGAAGAGAAACUCGAAGCAGUGUCGGAAAGGAGCUGGCAGGCAGAGUCAGUUGACAGUGGGUGCAGCAAUAGUGCCCAGCUUAGCCCACAGUAUCCUCUGGUGGAACAAUUAAGCUGUGUGGAUGGAAAUGUGGGCCACUUGCAUGAGCUGGCAGAUAAAGUGAGCCAGUUUGCUUCUAUCAAAAUGAGAGUUCCACGAAUGAAGGUUGAUAAAGAGACCAACACUGAAGAACCCUUUCCUGAAGAGGUUAUGAUUCGAUCAAAAGAAAGAAGCAGUCGUCGAUCACGUGGAUCUCCUUUUGUUCGUAGUAGUACCAUUGUCCGCUCACAGACCUUCUCACCAGGAGCACGAAGUCAGUACGUCUGUAGGCUGUACCGAAGUGACAGUGACAGUUCAACACUUCCAAAAAGAUCACCGUUUAUCCGAAAUGCAUUAGAGCGAUGCACUCUGCGUUAUAAGCAGCCAUCCUUCAAAACUCCACUAGUUGAACACCCUACACGGACAUCCCUGGACUUGGAGCUGGAUCUCCAGGCAUCCAGGACAAGGCAGCAGCGACUGGACGAGGAGCUGAGUGCACUACGGGAGCUGAAACAGCGGCUGGAGGAGAGCAGGAGUCGGGGGCAGGUCGACUUGCCUCAGUGGAUCCUAAGAGACGAGCGAUUCCGCAACCUGUUGAAGGAAGCAGAGAGGCAGGCAAAGCAAACAAAGUCGGAACAGCGCCAAGAGCAAGCAGCUGAGAAAAUGUUGAAAAAAGCAGCAAAGGAAGUGUAUCAGCUGCGAGGACAAAGCCAAAAGGAACCCUUGCAGGUUCAGUCUUUCAGAGAGAAGAUGGCAUUUUUCACCCGAGCACGAAUCAACAUACCUCCUCUGCCAGCGGAUGAUGUAUGACACUUUACUCUAUUUUAACUAUGAAGUAUUUAUCAGUCUCAAUUUUACUUAUGUGAAGUUACUAGAAAAAAAACAGUUAAGUGAUUUUUAUUAAACACUUGUUGCAAGGGUUAUUCCUAUACACAUUUUGUAAAAAGAAAAAAGGAAAAAAAAUGCUAUAUACUUAUAUUAUAAAUAUAUAUAUAUAUAUCUUUAUAUAUAUAUUUUAUAAUUCUAGAAUUGCAGCGAGGCACUGUGUAUCCUUGUUGUGAAAUUAACAUCUCUGAAGGAAUGGUAUUAUGUAAAAGAUCAAACUAAGCUGUUGUAUAUCUUUUUUCAGUUUCUGUGCACUCUGAUGUAUGUGAGCUUAAAAGGCUGGAAGAUGGAAACAAGGCCAGCUUAAUCAUGUCCAUUGUAAUAUAGGUUUCUUAUUUAAAAAAAAUAUUUUCCUUGAAGGAAAAGUCUCAGUUUUAGGUGUAUUUUAAGACUAUAAAGUUCUGCAGUAUUUUUGGGUGCACUGGAAUGAAAUCUUAAGCUGGCUUUGUUUCUGUUACCUGAUGUGAAAAUACUAUGCGCUAAUUAUUAAUGUUACUUUAAUAUGUUUCAAGCCGCACGUAAUCUUUAGCGUUUUAUGUUACUCUGUGCCUUUACACUAUGUUGUAAUAUUGUAAUCUUUACCACAACUGUUUAUUGUACAAAAAAAUUUCAGUAGUAACAUCUUUCAAUAUUUUUACUAUUAAAAUAAA